Molecule: messenger RNA, 1812 nt
Organism: Varroa destructor (honeybee mite)
Lineage: Eukaryota; Metazoa; Arthropoda; Arachnida; Mesostigmata; Varroidae
Source: RefSeq, a predicted model, not a curated record
GGUAGAACGACGUAGUUUGUUGACAGCAACGAAUUGCCAACGGUUGCCAAUACGGCGUCCCAACAAAGAAUACAACAGUACACGUUGUCCAAGCUGACGUGUGGAGAUAUGUGUCGCCGCUUUCCUAAAUGGCAUAAAUUCAAAAGUUCCAUGACGCGAUUGUACCCAAGCUAUCGUCCCAAUAAGAAAUCAGACGUUCAAGCAACGCCUACGUCGAAGAAAAAAAUAUCAGGAAAAAGAGAGUUCAAAGAUCACGCAGAAGAGAUAAUUCCGAUUUUGAAGCCGCCUACAACUGGAGCCCGAAAAGGUCGCAAGAAGCUCGAUGGAAAAUCGAACCAUUCAACGUCCUCGACAGCAGCAGAAACGGAAACGUCGAGCCGCAAUCGCGAGGUCAAAAUUCGGCUCUCCAUGGCGGAGGAAGAGGUGAUUUCACCAAGUCCGACAGAAAAACGCCACGCAAGAUUUCAGCGGCCUUCAUUGGAGCAGCGGCAAAAGUUGCUUGCAAUUGCCCAUGACAUUACCAAUGUUCUGGAUACGUACAGUAAAGAAUACUCUGACAGCGAAAAGUCUUCAAAGUACAGUUCAAGACUAAUGGAGCUCUUAGGUCGUGCUUCUCAUAAAUCACCAAGGACAUCGGACGAACAGGUACAGACGAAACUGAAGGCUAUUGAGGAACGAAUUGUGCAGGUUGAAAAAGAAAUAUUACAGAUGUCCCAACAAACUAAACCUAAGCAGGCUAAACCCCAUCGCAGUAAAGGUUUAACCGCGAAACGCACUGGCAAAUCAAAGUCCGGGAGUUCAGACAAGAACAUCUCGUCUUCCCCAAACCUGUAUCCUACAAUCAUCGAAUGUUCCGUAGAGCAGUCUUCUGUGACUAUGAACGGCUUUAAAAGUCUCAAAAGUUACCGCGUACAACAACAGAGUUCUCUGUCGAAAUACGAUACUGUAGCGGAAGCAGCAAAUCCACAGAAAAAUCGAUCGACUAAUGACUUGGCCGAUGUUUUGAAAUCUGCAGUUUCUAAAACAAAAAAGGGUCGUGUUAGUCCACUGAAUAAAAUCUUAACGCGACUAAAGGCGGUGUCUAAGCCGCCAGCGAAGGCGUGUUUAUUAAAGGCAGAAAUGCCCGCAGCGAAACAGGUCGUAGCUGAUACUUCUGAUGAACUUAAGUCGAAACCGCUUAUCGUGCUAGUCACUGAAGAAAUAUCCACCAGAAGGCAAACUGAAAAAACGCCAAUUAAAUCUCAGCAGCCAUUACCGUCACAAAAGAAGGCUCCCUCAGGACUUCCGUCGCUAAAAAAGGACCAUCUUCCCAUAGUUAUUUCGUCGGAAAAGGGAUCAUCUUUCCCGAAGAGCACAGACGUUUCGAAGACGCGAUCACUGAAACAGAAGUUUGUUGAGAAGCUUUCGCCAUUGGCGGCUGAGAAGUCGGCAUUGGAAGGAAUGCAAUAUUCCCCUACAGACGUGAGUCCCACUCCAAGGAAUAUGGACAGUGACAAGGAACAGGACGGUGAUGCUGAGGAACCUUUGAGUUCACCUACAUCUGAUGACGAAAGUCAUGAUAUUAAGACCCCGCGAAGAGAGCGGGCUUAAUUUUAUUGUUAUGAUGGUACCAGAACUACUAGUAUUAGGUCCGUAUUUAACACAAUGACGGUGCACAGUGACUGCAGAAAUUAUGUUCGCUGCGUAUCUAGCCGACGUACUGAGACCGUAUUAUCUUCCUGUCGGGGGUUUGUGGCAAAUAACCCAUGUGUUUAUAUCUAUACAUCAUACCGUGUUACCUUACUGUUUAGCUUUUUGAAUCCGGGACGAACA